Messenger RNA from Rotaria socialis, 2001 nucleotides. The record is from the annotation of a GenBank genome assembly. Lineage: Eukaryota; Metazoa; Rotifera; Eurotatoria; Philodinida; Philodinidae.
AUGCAGAUUUUCGUGAAAACACUCACGGGUAAGACUGUUACGCUCGAAGUGGAGCCAAGUGAUACUGUAGAAAAUAUCAAAGCAAAAAUCCAGGACAAAGAAGGUAUUCCACCUGAUCAGCAGCGCCUUAUUUUUGCCGGUAAACAACUCGAAGAUGGUCGAACAUUGAGCGAUUAUAACAUACAAAAGGAAAGUACCCUCCAUCUUGUUCUUCGUCUCCGCGGUGGUAUGCAAAUUUUUAUCAAAACAUUGACUGGUAAAAUGAUCACAAUCGAAGUUGAAGCUUCGGAAACAUUGAAAGAAGUCAAAGCAAAAAUCGAAGACAAAGAAGGCAUUCCACCUGAUCAACAACGUAUCAUCUUCGCAGGAAAACAGCUCGAAGACGGUCGAACAUUGAACGACUACAGUAUUCAAAAGGAAUCAACUCUUCAUCUAGUACUUCGUUUGAGAGGAGGCCCUUCAGGACCACGUGCAUUGGGAUUUGCUGUGGGUGGUGCAAAAGAUGUGAAUAAUUUUCGUGAAAAUAUUAAAAAUAAUUAUUUACCUGUUAUAACAGACAUUUCCUAUGAAGGUCUGUUUAAUGAUUAUUUUUUUGAUACUGGUAAUCAACAAAAAAGUACCGAUGAAAAACAAUUAUUUUGUCCAUCCUAUUCCAUGGCUAUCACAAAGAAUCCUCUACAACAAACAUAUGAAUAUUACAUGACUGUCGGGUUAAAUUCAAAUCUAACUGAAGAGACUUACACACGAAAUCCGAUGAAUCUUGUUAUCUGUAUUGAUAACAGUGGAUCAAUGUCAUCACCAUUCAAUCGUUAUCAUUACGAUGGUCGUCGUUCUAAUACUGCUAGUAGCGAAGAAAAGAAUGAUUACGAUCGUCGAUCGAAAAUGCUCAUAACUCUCGAAGUCGUCUCAAAAGUAUUCGAUCAUUUGAAGCCAAAUGAUCGAGUAGCUGUUAUUACAUUUAAUGAUCAAGCGUCAGUGAUUCAACCAAUGAAGAAAUUAAAUGAGCUCAAUCUCGAACAAUUGAAACAUUAUGUGUCAACAAUUCGUGCUGAAGGUGGUACAACGAUGAGUGCUGGUAUUGAUUGUAGUGCAUCAUCGUUCGAUAGUAUUUCAUCGUUGGCAAACGAUGUCUAUGACAAUCGAAUUCUUUUUCUCACCGAUGCACAACCCAAUCAGGGUUGUUUAGGAGAAGGAAGCUUUUUUACACGUAUUGAACAAUUAGCAGGAAAACGUAUCUACACAACAUUUGUUGGUGUCGGCAUUGAUUUCAAUACUGAGCUAAUAUCAUUGAUAACAAAACACCGUGGGGCCAAUUACUUUUCUGUUCAUGAUUCAAAAAAAUUUAUUCAACUGUUAGACAAUGAUUUUGAUUUGAUUUUAACACCGUUAGUUUUCAAUGUUGAAAUGAAAUUUCAAUCGGAUCUAUUCGAUGUUGAACGUGUUUAUGGUUCACCUGAAUGCGAUAAAACUCAGCAGGGAGAAUGUAUUAAAAUCAAUACAUUAUUUCCUUCACGGACAGAUGACGAACAACAGACACGGGGUGGCAUUGUUUUGUUAAAAUUAAAGACAAAAAAAUCAAUAACAGAUGUUGUCAGUACAAUAGCACAUUUUUCAGUAACAUACGAAGAUCGUCUUGGCAAUCAAUGUAAAGAAAAACAAACGAUUGAUAUUCAUAUGACUAAUGAGAUUGAUUACCCCAAUUCAGGUAUACGCAAAGCUAUUCUUCUUGUUAAUUAUGUUACAUUAUUAAAACAAUGGAUCAACAACGAACGAGAGUGUAAAUAUAAUGAGCGAAAAACUUUAUUGGAUUUGAAGGAGAAGAAUGCUGAAAAAUUAAGUCCUUGGGAGCGACAAUCGACGGAAUUAAUUGUAUCGAAGCAAUAUCAAGAACAAUUCAAAGCAUUUUUAGCCUAUUUUGAAUCAGAAAUGGCUUCAAUGCAAGAUAAAGAUUUGGAACAAGAAGUCACAUUGCUGGCAAAGUUAAUUGAAUAUAAAUGUUAA